AUGAAAAAGGAUUUAAACUUCUUAAAAGAUAAGAAAAGUAAGGAUUACUUAUAAAAUAUUUAGAGAAAGUCAAAUUGAAGCCAUCAAUUCCCGAGGAGAUUAAAAAAAUCAUUUUUAUAAAAUUCUUAUUAUUUUUUUUGGAAAUACAGCAAAUUAUAAAGUAUACUAAUUAAAUUAUUAUCAACCAAAAAUUAUAAGGAUUGUAUGAAGAGGACUGA
Paramecium sonneborni is the source of this 218-nucleotide messenger RNA. NCBI's taxonomy places the organism in Eukaryota, Ciliophora, Oligohymenophorea, Peniculida, Parameciidae. The record is from the annotation of a GenBank genome assembly.